CCGCCGCGCCCCCGCCGCGCCCCCCGCCCGCCAUGGGCGCCUCGGCCCGCAGCCCGCGGCUGGCGCUCGGCCUGCUGCUGCUGGGCACGCUGCUCCGCCCCGCCGCCGCCUGCAGCUGCUCGCCCGUGCACCCGCAACAGGCGUUUUGCAAUGCAGAUGUAGUGAUCCGGGCCAAGGUGGUCAGCGGGAAGGAGGUGGACUCCGGGAAUGACAUCUAUGGCAACCCCAUCAAGAGGACCCAGUACGAGAUCAAGCAGAUCAAGAUGUUCAAAGGCCCCGACAAGGACAUCGAGUUCAUCUACACGGCCCCCUCGUCGUCGGUGUGCGGGGUGAAGCUGGACGUCGGUGGGAAGAAGGAGUACCUUAUCGCAGGGAAGGCCGAGGGGAACGGCAAGAUGCACGUCACUCUCUGUGACUUCAUUGUGCCCUGGGACACCCUGAGCACCACCCAGAAGAAGAGCCUGAACCACAGGUACCAGAUGGGCUGUGAGUGCAAGAUCACGCGCUGCCCCAUGAUCCCGUGCUACAUCGCGUCCCCGGAUGAGUGCCUCUGGAUGGACUGGGUCACGGAGAAGAACAUCAACGGGCGCCAGGCCAAGUCCUUCGCCUGCAUCAAGAGGAGUGACGGCUCGUGUGCGUGGUACCGCGGUGCGGCGCCCCCCAAGAAGGAGUUUUUCGACAUCGAGGACCCAUAGGCAGGCCAGAGCCCCCCUCUGGCCAUGGCGGCGCCUCUGAGUGUAGACAGGUCCAGCUCUGACAUCCCUUCCGGAAACAGCAUGAAUAAAACAGUCAUCCAAGUGGGUCUAAUCAGUGUGGUUCUCCCCCGGCCCGCCUCCUUCAGCCACGGCCGUGGGUCUGAGGGAGCGGCGGGCCGGUCCCCCCUCACACUCCUGCCUGCCUGGCCGCCGUCGCCGCGUCCCCUCCCCGGGGCACACAGGGCUAGGACCCGUGGGUGUCCUCGGUGUUGGCGGUCUCGGCGCUGACACACGCUGAGGGGGGUGCCCGUUGCGGUCCCCAUCUCCCAGCCUGGUCAGGAGCCUGGAAACGUGUGUGUGCAGAAACUUCCGAGGGGCGUCGCAAGACUGCGUAGCGGGUCUACCAGGUCCCUGUCAUCUCCAGAGAGACGCAUCCCUCGUCCCUGCAGCUUUCGCACCUCCAGCCCCAGGGGUUUGUCCCUGUCCACUCUCCAUUCUCCCCCCCGCCAACUCACCCCGUGCUCACAGCGAGGGGGUACAGCUGGGAGCAGCCUGGCAAGUGCCCCUCACUCCCCUCCAGUCCCGCAACUGCUCUGCCCGCGAGGUGGGCACAGGGGCCGGUGACUGGCCCUCACUCCGAGCUGGGCCUCUGGGCACUGCUCCUGUCUCCUUGGGCAUCUGGACAGCAGAUUUGGCGGCUCUGUGUUCCCCCUGCCCCGGUGACCCCCACAUGGUGGCCGCUCAGCACCGUGCUGGGAGGUGCAGCGUAAGAGGCAUCUGGGUUUGCCUCCCAGUGCCUUGCUCUUGCAGAGACCAACUCCCCAGUCACGCACUCAACCCGUGGGCAUCGCUCCUCGCAGAGAUCACCCACCUGGGAGCCUCAUGGGGAGCCUGCCCAAACUCUAAAGCAGUUUCCUGAGCAUGGGGCAGGCAGAAUUCCCCCAUCCUUUCCCACCUUGUUCAUGCCCUAGCAGUGACUUCCAGCACGCACAGCCCCGGGCACCCCGGAGCUCUGUAGGAACGCUGUCCAGUGGCCAGCUUCCCCAGAGCCCUGCAGGCCCCCAACACACCAGACUCCUGACCCCUAGUGGGCAUCAGCCCAGGCCCGCCCAGGGACCCAUCUCCAGGACUCCCCUGCCUAGGGCUGCUGGGCACCCCCACCUGUAAGAUGUCCUGAGGGACCAGCCCCCAGAUGUCAGUAUCUGCACCGCCAGAGGCGCCGUCUCUGUGCCCACCCAUCUGCUUGUGUCGGCCGUUUCUCACAAGUCGCGGCCCUGGCUCCUCUUUCUGCCCAUCUCUCUCGUCCCGGUUUGUUUCUGACCCGGUGAUCGUGCCCGUGCUGUGUUUGAUUCCUGCUGGUACGCAGUCAGCCAGAACUUUUGUAUUUUAAAAAGAUUUUGUUUGGGGGGCAGCUUGGCUUCCGGUGCCCCCUGCUUUGCAGUCACCCACCUUUGUUUUCUGGUUCAAUCUGUUACCAAGUAAAGGAUCUUUCUUGGAGUAGGUCGGUUUGCAAAGAUGGUCUUGGCAUGUAUUAAACCCCUGCACGGCAGCCUGGCCACGUGGAAGGGGGAGGGGGGUCGUGGAGACAAGACCGCUGAGCCCUGUGAUCAGGGCCACUGGGGGGCCGUGCAUUGGGCGUGGUUUAAUUUAUGUUAUAUUCUUAGCACUGCUCCUUCCCCCACCCCCAGCCUAGUCUUCAUGCAAGUAACUCCAAAUAUUUAAAAUAAAGUUUACGUGGUACAGUUA
Sorex fumeus (smoky shrew) is the source of this 2441-nucleotide messenger RNA. RefSeq names its product TIMP metallopeptidase inhibitor 2 (gene TIMP2). The coding region runs from base 33 to 695 and encodes 220 amino acids. The transcript has 5 exons. Gene Ontology annotation, molecular function: protease binding; metalloendopeptidase inhibitor activity. Gene Ontology annotation, cellular component: extracellular matrix. The record is from RefSeq and is a predicted model, not a curated record. Gene Ontology annotation, biological process: negative regulation of membrane protein ectodomain proteolysis; negative regulation of endopeptidase activity. NCBI's taxonomy places the organism in Eukaryota, Metazoa, Chordata, Mammalia, Eulipotyphla, Soricidae.